Molecule: messenger RNA, 480 nt
Organism: Linum trigynum
Lineage: Eukaryota; Viridiplantae; Streptophyta; Magnoliopsida; Malpighiales; Linaceae
Source: the annotation of a GenBank genome assembly
AUGUUCGCCGCCUCCGCCUCUUCGCUGCAACAUGUCCGCCAGCCCGUCACCGCGGGGACCGGUGCUUCAGGGGAACAAUACAAUCCGACGGCGAAGAAUAAACCAUCUUUCCAAAAGGCGGCGGAUUGUAGAAAUUCAGGCCUUUCCCCCAAAUUCUCCUACUCUGUUCAUUGUCUGAAUCUUCCGAGGAAUUCGGUAAAGGCACGAGCGGGUAGAAUUAGGAGGAGAAUGAUCCACGAAAAGACGGACACGUACGUGUUUCUGGAGCCAGGGGAGGAUGAAACAUUUCUUAGCGAAGAAGAACUCAAGGGGAAACUAAAGAGCUAUUUGGACAACUGGCCGGCCAAGAGCUUGCCGCCGGACCUGGCGAGGUUCGAGGCCAUAGACGAUGCUGUUUCGUUCUUGGUGGGUUCGGCAUGCGAGCUUCAGAUCGAUGGAGACGUUGGCUCACUCCAGUGGUAUCAAGUUCGUUUGGAGUGA